Messenger RNA from Paramuricea clavata, 4889 nucleotides. The record is from the annotation of a GenBank genome assembly. NCBI's taxonomy places the organism in Eukaryota, Metazoa, Cnidaria, Anthozoa, Malacalcyonacea, Plexauridae.
AUGUCAGAUAUCGUUAAAAUUUUGGACUUGCAAAAGGUAGAAAACCACAUUCAAGUUGUUAAUCCAAAUCAGUGUUUGAAUUAUGUCGGAAAACAGUGUGUGUCUUCUGAACAAGUUGUCUUUACCGUACGUAUCCCAUAUAUUACAUUACGGUAUUGGUAUACUUGCAAAGCCAAAGAUGGUUUACUGAACCAAAUCAACUGCAGCUGGAUCGAAAUACUCAACUACUAUCUGAACCAGAUAAGUGGAUAUAAAAUAAGAGAAAACUGCGAGAGAAUUGAAGGUCGUUUAAGGCGGUUGUGUUGCCAAGUUGCAGCCAAAUAUGUAGGGGCAAAUGGCACAACGUUCAGGAAACUUAACCUUAAUGUAGUCAAUAUUUCGGUACGUGCAGGGGAGUUUCAGACAAUGGCAGAACUAGCAUCUAAGCUAAAACAAGAACAGGCAAAAAACGAACAAAUGUGCAAAGAAAACGAGAUCCUUAAAUCCCGAUGUGAAGAAUUAUAUAGCCAAAUGAAGGAUGCCCAAAAGGCUGAGAAAGAUGCCCACCAGAACUUCGACAUCCUACAGACCGAAAAUCUGGAACUCUACACGUAUAUCGAGAACAUUGGACAAGAUGUUAACUUUGACAACAAAAGUAAAAAGGUUUGUGAAGUUGGCGAACGUCAACAAAGGAGAAAACUAAAAGAACUAAAAACUAAAAUUGAACAAGCACUUUGGUUUGCAAAGACCUUCGGCCUUGAAUUACAAUCCAUUAAUCUUUUGGAUCAAAAGGGUACUGAGCACACAAUAACCUACAACGAGUCCAAUCAUGCAAGAGCUUAUAAAGACCUAACUGAAGAAGAGCAAGAAAAAGUAAAAAAUAUCCUAUUUUUGUUAGACAAUUUCUGUGUAAGCGAUGCUGCAUAUCACGAACUGACAAUGAGUGAAGGAGGAAAUCAAUUGCCACGGUCAUACCUCAUCAAACAAUGUAAAGAACAACUUAAUUCACUAUGUCACAUAACAAGGACACCUGGUCAGGCUGAAGGAGUUCAACUGGAUUUUAAGUGCGAAUUGCAAUCUUAUAUCAGAAAGAUGGCAAGUACAUGUACUGUUUCUUUAAAACAUAGGAGCAACAGUUCUCAGAUAUAAGUUCUUUCCCCCUUGCCCUGCUGUACCCGUAUUGAAGUAAACAGUCCCUCUAGACCCCCUGCCCUAAAUGACACUACAGUACUUGAAUCGUGUCUGCCACAUUCAAUGUGACUUUGAUUUUACUUGCUGUAGACUGAGAAAGUAUUUGUAUUAUCGGUACCUUAGCCUUCAUUUUCCUUAGAGUGACUGAGACCCAGGACCUACAGUAUUUGAAUUUCCUCAUCAUGGGAUAUUAACCUGAAUUAGGACUAAAGUUGUACUGUUGACCAUACUAUGUAUUCAAUAGUACAGUAUUUUUUAUUUUGCAGAUUACAAGUAAAGACAUCAACAUUGAUGAUCCAGGCUUCAAGUUAAAGAUCAAGCUUUCAGGGGAUGGUGCAAAAAUGUCAAAACUGACAAAUUUUGUUGUGAUCUCAUUUGCAGUGUUAAACAAAGAUGAUGAUGUAAUGGCCUCAAGAGGUAUAAUCUUAAAGAGUAAUGUAGCAAUAUACAUACAGUGACAUAGAGAUGAUAAAUAAUACUAGAUGGGGCAUCAAGGUUAAAAUUUGGGUACGUGGCUAAAAUGGGGGACAAAUUUAGGUGCCCGAUGGGAAAAUGAGUACACAUCCGGGACUUGAAUUCGUCCCCCAAUUCCUUUUUUUGCCUGAUGUUAAGAUUACGAUGCCCCCUCUAGUGUUAUUAAUUAUAAUCUCUAUGUACAGUACAAUCUGACAAACCAUAAUAAUGUCAUCUGCAGGAAACCAUUCAAUAGCCAUAAUCAAGGGUCAGGAAUCGUACGAACUGCUGCAGACUUCAUGUGCUGCUAUAUUUAAACAAGUGAACGUAUUAGUGAAGGAGAAAAAGAUAUCAAUUGAUGAAAAAGAUAUUCCUUUAGAAAUGUUUCUGGGAGGUGAUUAUAAGGUAAGCUUUAUAUGUCAUAUAUAUAUAUGCUGUUUUAAUUUAAAUCUGAUGGAACAUUUGCACAAAGUGUUCCUCUUUUCCCACCUCCUGACCUCCCAUCUCCCGACCUCCCAACUUCCGACGAAUGUACAUACAUAUAUGACAGAAAUACAGUAACUAGAGUACAGUAAGCAAGAAAAUUGUUUUAAACAUCCAAAAGCUUAUUUUCAUAUUUCUUAAAUAUGUACCAAAGUUUCUUCUACUUGUCUUGGGGAUGAAGGGAGCAACUUCAGACCAUGCAUGUUUAUGGUGCAAAAUCCAUAAACAUGAAAGGUAACUGCAAUAUAAUAUAUUUUCUUAAAAAUAAAGAACGUAUUAAAAUAUAUCUUCAUCACCAUGGUAAUAAAUAUCUCCCAAAAUUCUUGCACAAUGUGUUAAUAGAUAUGAUAUGUCAAAGUCACAGGAAUACUACUGGAGUGAUCACAUUGUUAGAUCCUUGAAAGAGAUCAAAGAGUGUGCAAAAAAGCGAGAAUAUUCCUGUGAGCAUAUGCCACUUGUUAACAUACCCUUAGAGAAUGUUAUAUUAGAUGAGCUCCAUCUGAUGUUGCGAAUAACAGGUACUAAAACAUACCACCAGGCAGUAUGUACAUUUAUUUAUUUAUUAUAUUUCUGAUUCAGUAUCCUGGAACAUUGUUAUGUAUUAUACAUUGCUCUUGUAUUUCAGAUAAAUUGACAAAGAAUUUAAUUGAAGCAGCGCUAGAAUGGGACAAAAAGGACAACCUAAACAAAGCACCAUCCAAAAGGAGUAAUCAACAUAUGGAGGAUCUACUUGAAGCAAUUAGGAGUUGUGGACUUUCUUUCCAGGUUUGGGAAAAAACAAAUGGAGAUGGAAGUGGAAGUGGAAUGUACGAUUUCACAAGUCUGAUGGGGUCGGCUAAAAAGUUAUUACUAAAAAAGUUGCCUGAUAAACUAAAGGGGGUUAUUAUGCCUGACACUGAAGAGGCUGUUAUCAAAUUAUGGAAGGUAAGCCUUCUCGAUUGAGCCAAUGCAGUCUUUUUGAUAAACACAGACUUACAAACUAGGUAGGCUAUAUGUAUCUUGGUAUAUUUGAUGAAAAAUUUAAUUUUUUUAUCUCUAAUUAGGAUUUUGAUCAACUAUAUACCCUGCUGGGUCAGAAAAACCUGAGUGAUGAAGAUAUUCAGAAAUACUUCCUUGAGGUAUUUUAACUAUAAAUAUGAAUUUUGAGGUUACCAUGCCCACACGAUUAGCACUAAUUUCUUAUUUCUUCACCUGUAGGAUGCUUAUAAGUAUGCCUCAAUUAAACUAAAGUCAUAGACUAGAUGAUAUCUUUUAACCAAAACAAAAGCACCUUCAACUUAACUUUUGUAUUUUGCUCAUUGCUUAUACAUGUAGGCUUCCAACUGGGUUUCACACUUCAGCUCGCUUGGAGGGAGAUGCUUUGGCCAUGAAAAAGCUCGUGUAACCCCGUACAUGCAUAGCAUGGUUUAUCAUGUACCUCAAUUCAUGAAAAAUCACAGAAGUAUUAAGAUAUUUACUGGUCAAGGUAAAUUAUAAUACUUAAAAAAGUAAACGUGAUUUUAUAUAAGCAUGUUUAACUUGCAAACUUUAGGUUGCUAUUAGCUUUCAUAGACAAUACAAUAUGCCCCGGGAACAAUAUUGACAUUUUGCCCUGGAAUUCCUCUGGGGUAAGUAAAUUUUGCCCUGGAAAUCCUCAGGGGUAAGGUAUUUUGAUUGUAAUUUCUUCAGGGGUCAGUGUAAAACACUAAAUUCUUUAGAGGGGUUUUGAUUAAAGACAGAUCGAGGUAUUGUAAAACCCUUGCCCUCGAUAGGGGGUAGGGUUUUUUAAUGGAAUAGACCAAUUAGCAAAGAUAACAACGGAAAUUUGCUAAUUGAGAGAGAUACAACUAACCUAAAAUACAAAUAGAACUUCGUCUGAAACGUCGAGGGUUUUAUGUAUUUUUCACGUGGAUGAAUCUCUCUCAAUCGGCAACUUUCAAAAGCGCUUAAAAGUUAAAACUCACCUUAUUCAUGUCCUACAGUAGUUUCUAUUCCAAACAAAACCAUUUGCUUACUACUGAGUUCGCACUGCUUACAUAUUACAAAAUAUUUACAACCAUUUUGCAACACAAUGUCGCUUAUAGUAUCAAUAAUCGUAUUAGACUAAUUGCGUUGGUAACUUGCUGUUCCGCCAAUGGUUUUCAGCUCAUGAUCCCAUGUUGGCCCUUAAUAUCCACAUCCACUGAUCUCAAGAAAAGACUGUAAUAUGUUAAGGCUUCAGAUCAGUGCUCCCUUCAGGAAAGGUAAUAAUUAAAAUUUUCAAUCUUGGACAAUGAUGCCCUGUGGUUUCAAUUUCAUUUUUUGUACCAAUAAGCAUUACAAUGAUUUGGAUGGAUGAAUGUCCAAUAUAGAUCAAUAAUGCCAUUCCUUUAUAGUCUUUAUAAUACCAUUAUUCUUACACAUCUUUUUUACCUUUGUUAAACUUUUAAGGUGUGGAAAAAUUGAAUGACGAUUGUCGGCGCAUUCAUUUGCAGCGCUCCAACAAGUGGGAUGCACCCAAAGACGUCUUGCUGGUCGAAAAAAGAUUGGAAAAUCUUGCCAGUUAUGAAAGGUGCCCAAGACCUUACAAAAAGCAUACCCAACAAUACUGGGAAACAGAUAUCAUUGAAAAUCGUGCCAAACGUAUUCGAGUUUGUCAACAAGCUGCACCAGCAGUCCCGGGUACUGUAAAUGUUGACAAAAUGACUGUUGAAGAAAUAAAAAACUUGUUGAUGGAAAGGGGUAUCAAAACACGUAUUAGAACGAUAAAAAGACUCCGGGAACUUCUCAGAGAUCAGCUGGCAGCAGAAGCAAUGGAACUUUAA